Arachis stenosperma is the source of this 3355-nucleotide messenger RNA. RefSeq names its product pumilio homolog 12-like. NCBI's taxonomy places the organism in Eukaryota, Viridiplantae, Streptophyta, Magnoliopsida, Fabales, Fabaceae. The record is from RefSeq and is a predicted model, not a curated record. The transcript is spliced from 8 exons. Gene Ontology annotation, biological process: post-transcriptional regulation of gene expression. Gene Ontology annotation, molecular function: mRNA binding. Gene Ontology annotation, cellular component: cytoplasm. The coding region runs from base 1781 to 3037 and encodes 418 amino acids.
ACUGCUUUUCUUCCCAACUAAGGAGAGAAAACGGAAGGAAACUCAUUUGAUCAUUCCAUUUCAUCAUUCCAAACACACCUAUGAAAAUUAAAUUUCACUUCUAUUUCUUUUCUUUUUAUUUCUUUUCACUCAAUUUCUCUCCUUCCUAUUUCUUUCCACUCCCAAACAAAGCAUUAAUGCUCGUGAAGUUUCACCCUUUGUGUUUGAACGAUGUAAAUGCACUUGCCUCAAUUUCAACCUCAAUUCUACCUGAAAACAACAACUUUGUCCGUAUUCUCCAUAUCCCCAAUUCCACAAAACAUGUCAUAGAACACCAACACACUCCACCAAAGAGCCUGAAUUUGGAACAGGAUUUGGGGAUUCUAAAGAAAAGGGUUAAUAGGUCUGUUGUUUUGCAGCAUAACAAGGUGCACAUCAGGUGUUUGACGAAAUGGGUAUGUUACGGUGGACACAUUCCUUCUAUUCUUCGGGCUCUGAGUACUAUUCAGGACUUGGAUGAGGCUCUCAUGCCAUGGCAAGAGGCCUUGACCUGCAAGAAAAUUAGUAUUAUUUUGAAGGAACAGGUUUCAUGGGAGAGGGCUCUUCAGAUUUUUGAGUGGCUUGAGAAAAAGGGUUGUUAUGAAUUGAAUGUGAUUCAUUAUACCAUUAUUUUCGGGGUCCUAGGCUAGGCGCAAAAGUGGUGCCUUGUGGAGAAUUUGUGGGAUGAGAUGAAUGCAAGAGGGGUUGAACCUGUGAAUUCCACAUAUGUAACUUUGAUUGAUGUUUAUGGUAAAGGUGGACAGAGAAAAGACAAAGCACUUGAUUGGCUUGAGAAGAUGCGAAGUCAAGGAAUGGAACCUAAUGAGAUCACAAUGGGGAUUGUUGUUCAGUUGCACAAGAGGAAUGGAGAGUAUCAGAAAGCUCACAGACUUUUUUAGUAAAUGGUACUCAACAGGUGAACCUCUGAGACUUAUAUUUGAAGCGCAAGGACUAAUUUGUCCAUUAAAAAUUUGUUCUUCAUCCACAUCAACAACUAAAAUGGACACCGGACACUCCAUUCUUCCAGCUCAGCAUGUUCCGUUGUUUUGAACCCCAGCUCAACGGACGGGUAUAAUUGUCACGUGUUUUAUAAGCAAUAUCAUCGUUCGUUCUCAAUGCUGAUCUACGCAAGAUUGUUGAAGGUUGGAGUUAGAUUACAGCAGGAACAACCACCAAAAGUUAUGUUAUCCAUCAUAUUUUUGUGGAUUGUCUUUAAUAAACAUACUAUACAAAUUUAUCAAAAGAUCUAAGAUGCUGGUUAACAGGAAUAAGUAGAGUAGCACAAGCUGAAGCCAAAGUGAAACUCCUUUGCCUUACAUUGUGAAGAUCCACAGCUUCGAACACAAGUUUCAAUUUGAACACACAAGUUGUAUUUACAACGAAUCUCUUAGUUUGAAUGCAACCAAACCACUUGUCAAAUUCAAGCAUUUACAAUUUGAACUUCCUUAACUAAUUGAAUCACUUUGCAUCCAAAUUAAUUUUGGUUUUCUUCUCGAGUAUGAACUUCUGCAGCAUCUCCGCGCAAUCAGGUGACAAGUCUACGGCGGAUCCCCUAGGGCAUGGACUCAAUUCAUCCAAAGCUUGUAGAACCAAUCAGAGGCGGCGCGGAACAAAGAAGCCGCACUUGUCGAUGGUUCGGAGAAUGCAUUCCACUCUCUCACAGUAAUUGAGAUUGAUGUAGUUACAGAGCAACAAUUCUUCUCAGCCUAAUGACUGGUGCUUGGUCAGCACUAAUCUUGCAGUGGAAGACCUUGAUUCUGCCAUGGAAAGACUUAGCUUGUCCAUGUCUCAAGAAAACUCAGCAGCAGCAAGUAGUCUUGACCCUCAUGAAUAUAUUUUGACUCACUCCACAUUGGAGGAAGCUUCUUCUGAGCAUGGGAAUCGGAAUGUUAUGAAUAACUAUAAUAAUGGGGCCAUUGUUCAAGGUGCUCUUCUUACUUCAAGCCAUGACUACAUCGGCUUCAACAGUAUAGAACAAGGGACUCAUGAUGUUGGGGAAUCAGUUUCACAAAGACUCCAAGGUAUCAGGGGACACGUGGUUACACUAGCAAGGGAUCAGUAUGGUUGUCGUUUUCUUCAGGCCAUGAUUGAUGAUGGCAUUCCCCAAGAAGUUGACAUGAUCCUCGACGAGGUGGAGGAUCACACACACGAGCUUAUGACCCAUCACUUUGGUAAUUAUCUAAUUGAGAAGUUCUUCACAUCAGGAAAGCUCACUUUUUUUCAAUUUCAAAGGAUUCUGCGUUAUGUAAUCAUGGACGUGCAGCAGCUCAAGCAUACCUGCAUGAACGACCACGGAACUAGGGUAGCACAGAAGAUGUUAACAAGUCUGAGAGAUCCAGUGCAGAUUGCUUGUACUGUUGGAAGACUUAUGUACAUCACUGUGCCACUGCUGAAGAAUGCUAAUGGCGGUUAUGUCAUUCAACAGUGCGUGAGAGUUUUCACAGAAUCGUGUCAAAAGGUUAUUUUUGAUGAAAUAGCAAGGAACUGUGUAGAUGUUGCAACAGAUAAAAAUGGGUGUUCUGUAAUUCAGAAAUGUAUGGCCUAUGGCGAGGGAGUCCCCAUACUGCGUCUAGUUGAAAGCAUAAUAUUAAACUCAGGAAUACUCUCAGCAGAUCCAUUUGGAAACUAUGUGGUGCAGUAUAUAAUUAAAAGGAAUAUACUAGAGCCACCUGUAACUAAAAGGAUAGUACAACAUCUUCGCGGUCGCUAUGCUGAACUCUCUAUGAACAGGCAUGCGAGCCAUGUAAUAGAGGUACUGUUUAGACAUUCUGAACCCAUCGAUGUUGCCAUUAUAAUCAUGGAGCUCGUCAACAGCCCCGACUUUGUCAAUGUCCUUCGACAUCCUUAUGGGAAUUAUGUUGCUCAGAGAGCAUUGCAAUUUUCCACGGGACUUACGCAUAGAACGCUUGUACAUACAAUUUUGUCAAAUUACGCAUAUCUGCAUGCCCAUCCCUACGGUAAAAGGGUCCUAACAUUUAUCAAAGGAAUCAGGCGGGGUAUGCACGGAAUGGAUUUAUAAUGUACCACAUGUAUGUUGUGUUUAGAGUUCGUUUAGGAAAUUUUAAAAGUUAUUUUUUUUAGUUAUUGACUUAGGAAAAGUAAUAGUAUUAGUAAUAGUAUUAAUGUCUGAUGCAAUUUUUAAAAUCAAAUUGUAGCUUUCUGAAAAACUAUUUAAAUGUUUAUAGAAAAGUUAAAAAAAAAAAAACUUUUCUCAUCUUUUGAGUUCUACAUCUAGAGUAGCAUCUAAAAUCAUGAUGAACUCAUGCACGCAUAGACGCACUGAGUGUAACCUAGAUUGCCCAAUCUUCCGCAGGAAACUAAUGUAGAACGAACUCAU